CAGCGGGCGUAUUUGAACGUUUCAAGUCGUAAAAACAUACAUAACAAUUGGUUUGUUUUUCAAUUAAAAAUGUAAUAUUAGUAGCUGGAUUGCCCAUGUUUGUAUACAUUUCUAUACCUUGUAUGGUCAAGAAAAAAGAUUUUUGUAUACCAGCUGAAAAUAAUGGCGGGAAAGGUGUCACCGUCACUUACAGGUGUUAUGUGGGAAGACGAUCUUCAUCCUUUACCAUCUGUGAAAAUUCCAACGCCAAUUCUACGGCCCUCAUGUCCUCAUGCCUUUGACCCUCUCCUGACUGUCACCCCAGAGAAGAGCAAUCGUUUGGGACAGUGUGUUGGUAAAAGCAACAACGGUAAAAAUGUUGAAAAUAAUAACAAGCAGAAAGGUCACGUUCGAUUUGCAUUGGGGGAUCAAAAACCAAAACACCAAUCUGGAAAAGAUAUUUUUGCUGUGAUCAGAAAUAAUAACACAGAAAAACCUAUAGGAAAAAAGUCAACAGGACGGUACCAUGAUAGUUCAAAUAGACCUAAAACUAUUUUGAAACCAAGGUUACCGACUAGUUCAACCAAUGGAAAUAAAGUUGAAAUUCAAGCAAGUCAUUAUCAACAUGAGGGCCGAAUGGCAUCUUCCUCAUCAAGGUUAGAAAGGCCUAAACUGCAUUCAACUGGUAUGUUGGAGCACAGGCUUCAAAACAUGGAAUUAGAAGUAUUUGAUGCAGAAAGCGCUGUUGCAAGGAUGCUUCAGGAAUCUGAGAGAGUGCGGAAUGAGUUUGUGGAACGAGUCGCUGAAGCAGUAAAUGUGCCUCAGGACUACAAAAAAUAUUCUGGAUUGGUGAGUAUAGAUGUUCCAGCAGAGGGGGUAGUGAACCCUGUUGUUGAGGAAAAGGUCAUUAGGACUAAGAAGAGCAAAAGGAAAGACACGGCGAAGCCAUCAACUGUAAAAAAACAACCAGACAUAAUGGAGUGCUUCCGACCCGACAUGCUGACUGACAUGGCAGACCUGUCAUCCGUCAAUCAUGCCCCUCAUUACGAGGUCACCCCAACAGUUGUGCCAAUUGAAUCUGCGUUCGAUAUUUAUAGACACAUUGAACAAUGGCAGGCCUUAUAGCCAAAGAUAGUGUUUAAUGGUGUCAACCUGGAUUUGUGAGGAUUGUGGCAGCAUCAUGCAUGCACAUUGUUAAAAAUGCAAUCAUCCAGAACAUUUCAUCAUGUGAUUUGCUAGGAAAGUAGAGAUUGAGCUCAAGCCCAUCUGUAUCAUUCUGUGUCUGGUUAAAAUGUUUUUGUAUAUGCAGAGCUAAGAUAAAGUGUAGUGUAUAAACUAUGAUGGCACAUGGAAUGGCCAUAAUAUUGAAAUGUGGGGUAGGGGUUGUUUAAUAUUAAAUUCAAUAUCAAACAUUGCAUGCUGAUGAUUAAAAGUUGAAAAUCUA
Anneissia japonica is the source of this 1423-nucleotide messenger RNA. RefSeq lists its product as uncharacterized. Bases 163 to 1104 code for a protein of 313 amino acids. The transcript has 4 exons. The record is from RefSeq and is a predicted model, not a curated record. NCBI's taxonomy places the organism in Eukaryota, Metazoa, Echinodermata, Crinoidea, Comatulida, Comatulidae. Gene Ontology annotation, biological process: negative regulation of phosphatase activity. Gene Ontology annotation, molecular function: phosphatase binding.